Messenger RNA from Ylistrum balloti, 690 nucleotides. RefSeq names its product ATP synthase subunit delta, mitochondrial-like. The record is from RefSeq and is a predicted model, not a curated record. Gene Ontology annotation, molecular function: proton-transporting ATP synthase activity, rotational mechanism. The transcript is spliced from 4 exons. Gene Ontology annotation, biological process: proton motive force-driven ATP synthesis. Lineage: Eukaryota; Metazoa; Mollusca; Bivalvia; Pectinida; Pectinidae. Bases 25 to 540 code for a protein of 171 amino acids.
CGCCAUCUUUGGGUCAAGAUCAACAUGGCUCUGUUUCGACAAAUUUUGAAAGCGCCCGUUUGGGCGAGACAAUGCGGCAGAGUUCUUACAUCUGUACAGACAAGGCGAGGAUAUGCCGAUGUGGCUUCAACUGAUAUGCCAUUAUCAUUUGCCUCACCAAAUGCUAUUUAUUACAACAACACCAAUGUGAAACAAAUUGAUGUGCCAGGUAUGAAUGAAUCAUUUGGUAUCCUAGCCACUCAUGUACCACUGAUCACAGUCCUUCAGCCUGGAGUUAUGACUGUAAAAGAAGAGGACGGAACAGCUAAAAAAUUCUUCGUGAGCAGUGGUUCAGUCACAAUUAACAAAGACUCUACAGUUCAGAUUUUGGCUGAGGAAGCUUAUCCUUUAGACAACCUUGAUCUUCAGGCUAUAAAUAGUGGACUGGUUGAAGCACAAAACAACUUAAAGGCUGCUACAACGGACAGAGCUAGAGCUGAGGCCCAAGUAGCUGUGACUUGUUAUGAGGCCAUGAGUAAGGCUGUAGAUGUGCAAAAGUAAAUGAUACAGACUUCAGACUUUACAAAUGUGUUUUGAGUGCUGACAUAGGAACUACUACAACAUCUAUUCAAACAAUGGUAGUAUUUUUUAUGACUUGUAAAUGUUGAAUGUUUCUUGACAUUUCAAAAUGAUUAAAUUCUGUACAGUGUA